AUGGUAUUGAGGUGUAUUGUCUCUUUGGAAGAGGGCACAACGUGGGGACUUCCAAAUCUGACUGCUAUCCGACCUCAUCAUAACAAGGAGCUGAGCCACGAAGCCAAAAUCGCCAGCGCAUUUGUAAUGAUUGUUCUCUUACUCACGGGUGUGAUCGGAAACGGGCUUGUCAUCUUUGUGACCGGCUACAAAAUUAAGACGACAGUUAACUCCAUGUGGUUUCUCAACUUGGCGAUUACAGACUUGAUUUUUAUUCAAUUUUUGGUUUACUUAAUUGUUGAUGUCUUUGACAGAAGAGUUCGUGAAGACAUUCUCCUGUAUAAAUGUGGUUAUUUUACUUUUGUGUUAACAAUGUUUGCGAGUGCUUUCUUUCUGACGGUCAUCAGCGUGGACCGAUUUCUGUGCACAUGGUGUGUGGUGUGGGCUCAGAAUAAACGGACUCUAGUCAAAGCCAGAAUCAUCUGUGUGUUUGUGUGGCUUUUAUCCAUCUGCUGCAGCAUCCCUUUUGUCGUUUUUAUCUCUAAAACUCACAAGGAAUUUCAAACAUUUGAACAUUAUGUCGAUUCAUGCAUGUCUCUGCUCAUAUACAUGUUUACGGUGGGCUUUCUAAUUCCCUUCUUGAUCAUUACAUCUUCAUAUAUUGCUAUUGGUGUGCGGGUAAGACGCCUACCGAGGGGAAAUCAGAUUUGGCUUUUCCGGGUAAUAUUUGUGAUUUUGGCCUUUUUUAUAAGCUGGUGUCCUUACCAUGUUCUACAUAUGUGUAUCAUAAGUGCAAGUAAGAAUGGUUGGAGUGACAGUGUUGUAGAGAAACUUUUUAGAGGCCAUCCUUUUGCAAUUUGCUUGGUUCUUCUAAACAGCUGUCUGAACCCCAUUCUCUAUGUGUUCAUGUGUGACGAGUAUAAGACCAAACUUAAAAGGUCUCUUCUGCUGGCACUUGAGGGGGCUUUUACUGAGGAGAAUCUGGGUUUACGUUAA
This is a messenger RNA of Triplophysa dalaica, 975 nucleotides long. RefSeq names its product C3a anaphylatoxin chemotactic receptor-like. Gene Ontology annotation, molecular function: complement receptor activity; G protein-coupled receptor activity. Gene Ontology annotation, cellular component: plasma membrane. Bases 1 to 975 code for a protein of 324 amino acids. Gene Ontology annotation, biological process: complement receptor mediated signaling pathway; inflammatory response; positive regulation of cytosolic calcium ion concentration. The record is from RefSeq and is a predicted model, not a curated record. The transcript has 2 exons. Lineage: Eukaryota; Metazoa; Chordata; Actinopteri; Cypriniformes; Nemacheilidae.